UAGUUCGCGCCUGCGCCCGGAGGGCCGCGGGGGCUGGUCCCCCUCUCCUGGGAUGCGUUGAGCUGGGCUGCUCCGGACUCCCACCUUACCCUGCCCCCUACCCUGCGGCCUGCUCCCCGGGGCCCGAUUUCCUCCAGCGCAGACCUAGAUCGCUGACGGAGCGAGUGCUCCCCUCGCCGUGCCGGAAGUCGGGAGCGGAGACUGAGUCUGGGAUGGCGGGCCAGGUGUCGAUCGCCUUCCAGGACCUGGCCGUGCAGUUCUCCAAGGACGAGUGGCGGCUGCUGGGGGAGGGCCAGAGGGCGCUCUACCUGGACGUGAUGCGGGAGAACUACGACACGCUGGCCUCCCUGGGGACAGCGGAGCUGCUCCCCCUCUCGGCCUUCCUAUCUCCCUCAGAGCCUGGAGGAGCUGUGGGGGCCCGGAGCCGUGCUGGAGACAGGCAGGAGCUGCCCCAAGGAGGAGGUCCCCUGGGAGGAGCCCCCCAGCACAGCCUGCACCUCAGCGCCCUGGUGCAGCUCGUGCAGGAGAUCCCUGAGUUCCUGUUCGGGGAAGGCAGCCCCGAGAGUAGUGGGGGAGCCAGCCUGGAUGGGGUGGCUGCGAGCCCCCAGGCUGUGAUGGAGGACAUGUGCCCUCUUCGAGACCUGCUCCACUGCCUUCCAGAUACACCCAUGGGCCUGCUUGGCCUGGCCACCGCACCCAGCGGCAGCUCGUCCAGCAGCACCCCCAGAGCCGGGGGGCCAGGGAGCCCCCUCCCCAUCAAAACUGCCGACAAGCCAAGGCCUGUGGAGGAGGGGAGCCCAGGAGCCCCUGGCCAGAGGCCCAGCCCCGCCGCCACCUGCAGUCAGGGCAGUAGCAAGAGCCGCAGGAAUCCGGAGAGAGGGACCCUGGGGGCAGGAGCUGCGGGCAUCUCUCCUGGGCACAGCCCCUUGCAAGGCCUCAUCAACUGCCUGAAGGAGAUCCUCGAGCCCGGGCCCCAGGGCCCUGAGGGACCGCGGAGCUCGCCACCACCGCCCACCCCCAGCCUGGGUGCCUCCCAGCUGACCAGGGCAGAGCUGGGGCCUGGGGGCCCGCCCUGGGCUGUGAAGACAGAGGCAGCCUCGGGAGAUUGUCCCCUCCAGGGCCUGCUGAACUGUCUGAAGGAGAUCCCCGAGGCUCGGGACAGGCAUCCCAGCCCCUCAGGAGCCAGUGACCCACGGCUGCGGGAGGACCCAGGGGCCUGGAAAAGGAAUUCUGGAGGACUCCAGCCCCUCCAGACUCCUCCUCCGGGGCCGGGGCCUGGAGCUGGCAGCAUGCUCUCUGCAGUGAAGGUGGAGGACAGCUGGCCCCAGGGAUCCCCAGAGCCCACAUCCUGUCAGCUCAGCAAGCGACCCCACGUCCCCUCUGCCACCAGCAGCCCCAGGAAUGUCAGAGACACCGCCCCCGCCCAGGUCCGGGUGCCCAGCUGGGGCCCUGCAGCUCAAGCCGGCAGCGCCUCGAGCUCACCCCUGGAAGCCCUGGAGGCCUGUCUGAGGGGCAUUCCCCUGAGUGGGUCGUUACCUCCCCAGCCGCCGGCCAGCUCUUGGUCCCGGAGCCCCCAGCCAGGAGACCCCGGGUCUCAGAGGCCCAAGCUGCCACGCCUUGGACCACACAGCAAAGAGGCGGUCAUGGGGCCUCUCCCAGCUCUGGGCCUGCAGGGCUGCACGAGAGACAGCCCUGCCCUGCCCCUGGGCUCCCAAGGCACCCCCAGCAGCUUCUCGUCGUCCAGCAGCUCUGACGGGGACCUGGAUUUCCAGAGCCCUGAGUGCAGCCAGGGGCAUCGGCCUGGAAAAGGAAGCCCCGUGGGCAGCUCCCCGCUCCAGGGCCUGGAGAACUGUCUCAGAGAGAUACCUGCGCCCUGGCUGCAGCCUGCCUGGCCCUGCUCCUCGGCUGGAGAUGGAGGGCCACGGCGAGCAGAGCCCAGGAACUCGGCGGCAGGCACGGAAGGACUGAGGGGCGAGGCCUGUGAACCAGCCCACCUGGGACAGCGUGGGGGUGACGUGCCUGCCAGGAGCCUCCGAUUGGCUAGCCCACAGGCCCUUGCCUCUGGUGCCCUGCCCACCUGCUCCCCAAGAGGCCCCAGAGACCUCGGGGCAGCCAGGCCAGGACAGUGGAGAUGGCUUCGAGACGGGCCAGCCACCAAGCCUUCCCCGCUCCACUGCCUGGAGAACUCUCUGAAGGGGAUCUUGCCCGAGGGGCCGUUGCGCUUUGGCUGCCUGGCCGGCCUGGGCCCCAGCCCACGCUCCAGCUCCAGCUCGAGCAUCAGCAGCUCAGAAGGAGAAGACCCGAGGCCGGAACCUGAGCUCUGGCAGCCUCUCCUGCAGGGUGAGCUUGUUGGGGCAAGAGGGGGACUGGGAGCCCGGCCUCAGUGUGUGAACGCCACCCUGACCCCGGCUCUGUUUCUGCCAGAGAGGGACCACCCUCCCAGCGGCAAGGGCCUUGGCACCCUGUCCCCACAACGUGGUGGCCCCUGUGCUGGCUGCAGCCCUGGGGAAGGCUUGAGGAGACUCGAGCCUGGGCACCGCUGCGAUUUCAGUGCAGCAGGAAAAGCAGAAGAGAAGGUGGGAGGCAGGUCCCACUUGCCCUGGAGAGAGGUGUGCUUGGAGACCCUGGGACCGCCUGGCCCCGUAGGCAGCGCCGGAGGAGGCCGUGUCCAAGUAUCCCCCGUCAGUGUGGCCGUGGCGGAGCCAUGCGUAUCCACACCGGAAAUGCUCUGUGCUCUUCCUGCGAGGUCCACUGGGCAUCCCUGCCCUGCCGCUCAGCUGGGAAGAAGGCCGGGGCCUGGGCCUUGCCAGCCUGCUGGUUCAGCACAUGGGUGCCAAUCCGGGAAACUGACAGCUGGUGAAGAGUCCAGGGGCCUGGGGCCUGGGGACAGAAGACCAGGUGUGACAGCCGGGACCGAGGGGGGGCCCCUUCCUGGGGGUGUGCCCCAGCCAGCGCCUGCAGCUGCCAUCCCUGGGGCUUUGCCUGGUGCCUCCCCUGGUGCUUCCCCGCGGCCGCCGUGCCCCUGUGGGUCUUCCCUGCAGCAAGAGCUCCACAGCCUGGGCGCCGCCCUCUCGGAGAAGCUGGACCGGCUGGCUGGGGCCCUGGCCGGCCUGGCUCAGGAGGUGGCUACCAUGAGGACCCAGGUGGAUCGACUCAGGCGGCGCCCACGGGGCGCGGGACCCAAGGGCCUCCCCCGGGGCCCUCGCUUGGCCAGCGGCCCUGCCCACAGACACCCACCCUACUGGAGGCACAAAGGCCCCCUUAGGCCAAGACCGAAGAUCCUACGGGGGGGCCCGGCCGAAGGUUGCAGGGCCGGGGACCUGUCAUCGGGCCUGUCCAAUGGGAGGCUCCGUCGGGUGCCUCCGGACACCCCCUCAGCGGAGGCCCCUGGGCCCGGCUCCAGCCCUCCCUGGCAGCCUCACUCCUUAGCCUGCAGCGGCCCUGCUGUGCAGACUGUACUUCACCCCCUCGGGCACCCCGAGGCCCGCCAGAGCCCCCCUCCCCUUUCACUGCCGGCUGCCCCGCCCCCCCAGGUGGCUCCUCCGGUGGGCACUGCAGAGGCAGAACCGCGGGGUGUGGUGGCUGCCCCACCCAGGACCCCAAGGUGGCUCAAGGAUCCAGGUGGCGUGUUGGUGGGGCUCCAGAGAGACCUCGAGGGUGAACAGUGGGGAGGGGAGCACAGGGACCCAGCAUGGGGACCCCCAGCCUCCACCUUCAUGGACUCAGCCCCGCGGAGGGUGCCCCACCUCCAGACACUUCACCCCCCUCCAGCAGAACCUUCCCCACAUUGAGGCCGUGAAGGGGCCCCCUGACUCCAGGGUGACCAUUGCUCAGGGGGUUUGGGGGGGUUGCGUUCCCCAACCAUGCCUCUGGCUUUCUUGACUCAGGUUCAUUUAAAUGUUGCUUCCCCCUCUGGCCUUUCCCACCAGAACCGCCAAGGCAGGCAGGGGGGUGGUGUGCAACCACAUGUGUGUGUGUGCCAUGUGCCGGCACUCCACAUGUGCCCAGGGUGCCCAGAGCCGCUGCAGAGGGGCCACGAGAUAACCUCAUCUCAGCACCUGCCAUCCUGACCUCAGCGUUGGGGAGCACAGUGCCCGUCUUUCCAGUCCAUGGGAAGCUUCCCUUUGAGGCAGAUCGCCCCCGCGCCCUGGCCGAGGCUGGGUGUGCCUAUAUGUAUUCUGAGUUACUGAAGGUGGUUGCCAAGGGGAAGAAAGGCAGAGGGGCCGCAGCAGAGUGUGGCCGUGUGGUCGUCACCAGCACCGGGGACAAGCUGGCUCCUGCCUUCCCGUCUCCUCCAGAGAAUCUGGCAGCCUGCCUGAUGUUAGGGGAAGAAUCCCACCAACCCCCAGGGCACACGUGUUGGCUUCCUGGGCCCGCAGUGACAGUCCAGAGCCCAGGAGCCUCCAACAACACACUUUUACAUCCUCCCAGUUCAGAGGCCAGAGGGCCAGGACGCAGGUGUCAGCAGAGCUGGUUCCUUCCAAGUCUGCCCUAGGCCCCUCUGCGGGGCCGGUCGCUGACUGUCCUUGCAUUCCCAGUGCGCUCUCCCCUUGCUCAUGCCCCUCAGUGUCCCUUUUGUCUAAGGACACCAUCCUCAUGCCCGCCCUCUAACAUGAUCGCUUCUGUAAAGACCUCAUCUCUAACUCAGGUCUCGUUUGUGGUCAUGGGGCUGUUAGGGUUCCAGUGUGUGAAUCUGGGACGGGAGUGCACAAUCCACCCCCGACCACACAUGAGGGACUGAGCUUGUCUUGGUCCUGGUGGGAGGAGGGAGCAUCACCAGGGUCACUAAGCCUGUUUUCCUGCGGCCACCAGGCUGCCCUGGGGCCCACCCCUCACUUGGGGCAUCAGGAGUGACAUGCCUGUCAUCACUGCAGUUCCGAUCCUUUUUCCCGAUCUUUCCCCACCGAGCUCAGAUCAGUCCAUGCACUCUGGGAAGGCCCUGCCUGGCUGUGCUGUCAGGGAACCGGGCGCAGCACUGAGGCCCAAGCCGGCUUGGGACCCAGAGGGACUGUAGCUGCAGUGAGUGCUCAAGGGGGGCCCAUUGGCUGGUUUGCCCAGUGUGCCCCUACAAUCGGGUUUUGGGGGACACUCAGGGCCUGGCUGGUGCUGCUCAUGGUCCCUGUGGAAGGAGCAGACACUGAUGCCAAUGGCGGGAGAGCCAGGUGCUGGCUAAACAGACCAUCAAAAGUGGGUGUUAGAACAUUUCCAGGACUGGAGCAAGUCCCUCGAUGACCGUCUCAGAAGCUAGGUGUAUGAGUUUAUGUAAGUAGGUUGUUUAAACAUGCAGCCUUCACAGCUAGCCAUAACUUGAAGAAUAAAUAACAGAAGAGGUCUAGGCCUUCUGCCUAGAAACAUGAGUCCAGCUGUUUCCAGGCUGUGUAGGGAGUGACUCUGGGAUGUUUCAGAGCCAUUGGAAGGGUCUGAUGGAGUCAGCGCUGUGGACCAGGGGGUCAGGCUGGAAGGAGGAGGGCUUGUCCGGCCCUCUGCUCAUCCUCCGUAGCAGGAGUUGGGGGGUGGCCUGCCAUACAUGCCCGUGUGGCAUUUUAAGGCUCGGUUUUGUGGGCUUUGCAAUUACCAGCCUUUGCACCACCCUGUGCCGUAGGCGUGGAGGAGCACACGGGCUCAGAGAGGGCGAGGGGCUUGCUCAGGGAUGCACAGCCUUCCUCCGGCCAAGUUAGGACAGUGCGUGCCCUGAUGCCACCCAGGCUGGGGGGCUCCCAGUCCAGCUGGACCCUGUGGGAAGUUCAGAUCCUUGUUUAAGAAUGUGGAAAGUCAGCCAUGAAGUGAACGGUGGGAGGUUCUGUGAGCUGCAGCCGUGUUCGUCCCCCAGGUCCACUGCCACAUGGACAACACUCCUCCCAAGUCAUGAAUUGAAAAGCCUUCUAGAACCACGGAUCUGGCAGAAAAACCUGUUGGCAGUUUAGGAGUUUGGUCCUGUGUCUGUUUCCAUCUACUUGGUGAGGAAGUAUGGUCACUUUGGUAGGAGAAACCAGACUGUUGUGAACUCAGGAAUUCCUGGGGUCAGAGGUGAGGGGCAGAGAACCUUCCCUCCCUGGGCGCUCGCGCACAUGAGGGUCCCCUGUGUCCCGACCACCGCCUGUCAGCCUGAGGCCCCUGUGAGGCAGGAAAGCGGGAAGGUCCCACCUGGGUGGAUCAGGGCAGGCCCCACAGCCUCCAGAUGCCCCUCCAAGGGUCCGAUAGAAUGGGGGGCCUUAGCCCUCUGUCAGAGACACCCCACGAUGUCACCACUCUCUGGAAGGAGCUCAUCAGGCGGGCGGACCAGGCUUGCUCUCCACCCUCUUGUGUCCUUGUGUUUCAGAUGUGGCUUCUGUAAACAGCCUCCUGUUGGAUUUUGUCUUUUAAUCCAACUUGACAAAUAUUAUUCUUUAGUUGGAGCCCUUAAUCCACUUCUGUGUAAUAUUAUUGUUGAUAUAUUGAGAUUUGAAUAUACCAUCUUAUUUUUG
Molecule: messenger RNA, 6464 nt
Organism: Capra hircus (goat)
Lineage: Eukaryota; Metazoa; Chordata; Mammalia; Artiodactyla; Bovidae
Gene: KRABD3
Product: KRAB-A domain containing 1
Exons: 17
Coding region: 213-3791 (1192 amino acids)
Biological process (GO): regulation of DNA-templated transcription
Source: RefSeq, a predicted model, not a curated record